GUUCUUCCCCUUUUCUAUUACAAACCCUAGAUUAUAGUUUUGAUAGGAUUAACUUCCUAUCAAUUGGUGCUUUCAUCCAUGUACUCAAAUCCUCCUAUGGAUUAUGCUUAUCAUACACCUUCAUCUCAUCAAUGGAGCAUUCCUCCAACCUAUUCCACACCCACACCAACACCUUCAUUUCCAUCAUUCCCAUGGGAACUCUUCACACCUUACUACAUUCAUGAAUCUUCAUCACCAAAAUUGUAUCUAAAUCAUGGAUAUUCACCUCAUACACCUACCUCAUAUCCACCACCACCUAACUCAUAUUCAUCAUCUCAUUAUUCAUUCUACUACAAUAAUCAUCAUCAACCACUGCAACCAACAAAAACCUAUCACACAUUUAAAAAGGAUUUUGAUAAGCAUUUGGAAGUGUCUCAUCCCUCUUUUAAGAAAAAUUCAAAAAAAAAUUCAAAAACCAUUCUCACAAAAUCCAAAUCAUCCAACAUCACACUCAAAACGAUUUCAACCUUUUCAUUUCUCAAACAGAAACCCAAACUUCUAGAAUUCACACCCACACCAACACCUUCAUCCCUUCUUCCAAAUUCUGUUUUCGUUAACCCACUAUACAACGAGAAUUGGCGAAAUCCUCUCCCAAAACCCCAAUCCCCAUCCUCAAACGCAGUGGUUUAUCCCUACACGCACCGUCUCUCUCAAAUUCACCUUCAACCUAAAUCCAAACAAAUCGGAUCUCAAACAAUCGCUUCUCAUUUCAAUAGAGAAGCUAAAAGGUUUCACAGUUUCGGAGCAACGAAGGAAUCUCUAAGCAAAGUGUCGACGGAGGUAUUCCAAAUCGGCACUGAUGUUCACCUAUACGACAAUCCCGAAGACGUCAACAUCGUCCCUCUUCGCGACAGCAGGUUUGAUUUCGAGACUACACAUACUGAGAACUCUCUCCUUGUACUAGAUGAUGAAGAGAAUUUUAAAAACAACAAAGCCACUUACCUCGCCGUAAUCAACGAUGCCGAUGACGUCUCUGACGAAGCUUCGUCUAUUGAAUCCGCUCAAGACGAUUUGUUAGGUGAAAACGACAAAGCAAAAUUUUGUUUAUAUAUGAGAAAAAUUGAGAGAGUUGUUUCAAAAACAUUUUCAGAACCCGAUUGUUGCUUGGAGUCAUCAGGAACUGAUAAAAAGAACGACUCAGUCUCAGUCCCUUGCCGUCAAAUUGGUGUUACUGGCCGGAGAAAUUAUUUUAGUCCACACUGGUCUGUUGAGGCUGUUGAGAAGGAAUUGGAUAGGGAUGAUGUUCUCGAAGCUGUCUUUCAUGUGAAUGCUCAUAAUAGACUUGAGAUGCUUGAAAUUAAGGAUUUAAUCAUCACUGGAAUUAUAUUGCCACUAGAAGGAAAUGCUGACAAGAAAAAAGAGAAAGGUGUUAGAUGUCAAGGUUUUGGUCGAAUUGAAUCAUGGGAUAUAUCUGGAUAUAUGAUAGCAAGAGAAAAAUAUGGAGUAUUUGUUGCAGCUGAUGAGAGUAACACUGUUAAAGAUAGAAAUGAAUUGGUGGAAAUUCACAUACCAAUUUACUUAAGCUCCAUUAGCAAGGGUGUGGCAACUGUUAUGGUAUCUUACUCAAGUUGGAAUGGAGUAGUUCUCGAACAGAAAUAUGAACUUGUCAAGAGGCUGCAAAACAUGAAGCAUAUAUGCGGAAUGAUAGGAGAUGGCGUAAACGAUGCUCCUGUGUUAAAGAAAGCUGAUAUCAGAAUUGUUGCUAGAAGUGCUUCUGAUAUUGUCCUUAUGGAGCAUGGUUUUAGUGUCAUUAUCAAUGUUGUCCUCACCAACAGGGCCAUUUUCCAGAGAAUGAAGAAUUAUACUAUUUAUGUUGUGUCAAUCACCAUUCGCUUCGUGUUCGGUUUCAUGCUCAGUGCUUUGAUUUGGAGAUUUGAUUUUGCACUUUUCAUGGUUUUGAUCAUUGCAAUACUGAAGGAUGGUACCAUUAUGGCAAUUUCAAAAGAUCGAGUGAAAGCAUCCCCACUGCCUGACAGUUGGAAACUAAAGGAAAUAUUGGCAAGUCGAAUUUUGUUUCUAGUAUCUGAGAGCAUCUCAUGGAAACAUCAUAGAGUUAAUCUCCAUAAUUUUUUGAUGUCAUUUUCCCCUGAUGCUUGUUUGCCUCUACUCAUCCUAUGCAGUAGCGGCUCAUACGAUGAAAGGGCUACCCGUUUAAGAGAAGGACUGCAAUGGCUGGCAGGUGAAUCACUUUCGCAACCCAACUUUCACAUUAAGCUGCCUGCUCCUGCAGCUUCUGAGUGUAAGAAUGUUUUGAAAAGUAUAAUACAAGGGCAGCACUUGCAAGGUAAUGAUAACAUCCUACUUAAGUUGGCUGGAAAAUAUGAUGGUUAUGAUGGCUAUGAUCUAGCAAUACUAGUUGACAGAACUGUCCAUGUUGUUGUUCUCCGUUUUCGGUCAUCUAAUUCCAUUUAUGAACACGAGGGUCCUGCUUUACAACUGGAGAAUUUCUAUCAGACAAUGCAUGAUUUUCUUCCGGUUUCAAUUGGUGACAUCAAAAUGCUUGAAGUUGAAGGAGCUUAUUAUGAAAUCAAUGUGGUCUUGCUCCUGUGUAUAAACAUUAAAAAAAUUGUUCUGUUAGAAAAAGAAUUCCAGUUGGUUACACAAACUAAAAUGGAAGUCCACGAUACUCAACAAGGAAGAGAAUAUCAUUGCAGUUCUGUGACAUAAAAUCAAUUUUGAUUCUGCUCUUGUUUGGAAACAACACACAUGCUUUCAAAGUGCCGUAAGCCAAAAUUCAAGUUAAUGAGUCAAGGGAAGCUAUUUUGGUCAUUAAUUUAGUGAUUUAUCUCAAUUACAACCUUGAGGACAAGGUUGUUUUGAAGGGGUAAGUAAUGAUAGAAGGUUAUAAUAGUUAUUAUUAUUGUUAUUGGAUUCUAGUUGUAUUUUGGCCUUUAAUAGUU
Vicia villosa (hairy vetch) is the source of this 2939-nucleotide messenger RNA. RefSeq lists its product as uncharacterized. Gene Ontology annotation, molecular function: ATP hydrolysis activity; P-type proton-exporting transporter activity; ATP binding. The record is from RefSeq and is a predicted model, not a curated record. The coding region runs from base 79 to 2706 and encodes 875 amino acids. Gene Ontology annotation, biological process: regulation of intracellular pH; proton transmembrane transport. Gene Ontology annotation, cellular component: plasma membrane. NCBI's taxonomy places the organism in Eukaryota, Viridiplantae, Streptophyta, Magnoliopsida, Fabales, Fabaceae. The transcript is spliced from 2 exons.